AGGCUAAACUAAACAGACCCAAUUAACCUUUAUUAUUUGCAGCUACAUUGAUUCACAAAUCCAAGUCGUAGAAUGUACUACGAGGCAACUAUCUGCUGUUUCUGUUUUCUUUGUUAUUGGAUUUUAUGUUAGCCUUUUUGCUUGCGACUCCCUCUGACGUUGUUGCUCCAGAAGAAACCAACAGAACACCACUCCACAGAAAGUUCAUUCCAUUGGUGAUUGGGACUCCUCCUCCGCCUUCCCUUUGUUUCACAUCGAACGUUUUUUGGGUUUAAAAGCUGGCCUUCAUGGAGGACAGAAAUAACCAUGAUGAAUGUUGGGAAAGCAACAGUGUAGACAAUGGUGCUGAAUCCAUGGAAGAAGUAGAUGAACUAGACGUAAUUAUGCAUGAUAACAUGAAUGGGGGUUUUGAACCUUGCGAGCCAGCAUCAGGGAUGUCAUUUCCUUCCAAGGAAGCUGUUAAAUCAUUUUAUAGGCAGUAUGCUUCUAGAAUGGGAUUUGGUUCCAAAGUAAGAAACUCAAAAAAAGGACGUGAUGGAAAGUUACACUAUUUUAUAUUAACAUGUUCACGAGAGGGAACUCGUGUGCCAAACACUUUGAAGACAUUGCCCACAAUCAAGAAUAAUUGUGAAGCCAAAAUUACAGUUUCCUUCAAAGAUGGACUGUGGUACAUAAUGAAAGCAGUACUUGACCACUCCCAUGAACUUAGCCCUACAAAGGCAAUGAUGCUCCGAGUAAACAAAAACACUAGCAUGCAUGUGAACAGAACAAUAGAAAUCAAUCAUGAAGCAAAGGCAGUGAUGAACAAGACCAUCCAAUCUCUUGCUUGUGACGUGGGAGGGUACAGAAAUUUAUCAUUUGUUGAAGGAGAUGUGAAAAAUCAUGUUCUGAAGGAAAGACAUACAAUUGGUAAGGAAGGUGAUGGUAAGGCUCUAAGGAGCUAUUUUUUAAGGAUGCAGGAGCAAAAUUGUAAUUUCUUCUACGAUAUAGACUUGGAUGAUUUUUUUCGUGUGAAAAAUGUAUUUUGGGCUGAUGCAAGAAGUAGGGCAACAUACGAUUCAUUUGGGGAUGUGGUUACUUUUGACACAACAUAUCUAACAAAAAAGUAUGACAUGCCAUUUGUUUCAUUUGUUGGCGUUAAUCAUCAUGGACAACAUGUUUUAUUGGGAUGUGCUCUACUCUCUAGUGAAGACACAGAGUCAUUUGUGUGGCUGUUUGAAUCCUGGCUUCGUUGCAUGUCAGGCAAUCCUCCAAAAGGUAUAGUGACUGAGCAAAGCAAAGCAAUCCAAAAAGCAAUUCAGCUAGUCUUUCCAACAACCCAACAUAGGUGGUGCUUAUGGCAUGUAAUGAAAAAAAUCCCCGAGAAGUUGAAAACAAACACUGAAUACAAUAAGAAUAUAAAGAGUGCCAUGAGAAGUGUAGUUUAUGAUACCUUCACAGAAGCUGAAUUUGAAGAUCAAUGGAGUCAUUUCAUAAAAGGAUUCAACCUACAAGACAAUGAAUGGUUGAGUGAGUUGUACAACGAACGAAGUAGAUGGGUUCCAAUUUUCUUAAAGAAGGAUUUUUGGGCAGGAAUGUCUACCACUCAACAAGGUGAAAACGUACAUCCUUUCUUUGAUGGAUAUAUCAACUCAACAACAUCUUUGCAACAGUUUGUCCAACUGUAUGAUAUUGCUCUCUAUGGCAAGGUAGAAAAAGAAUUUGAAGCUGAUUUACGAUCAUUCAGCACUACUAUUCAUUGUGGGUCAAAUUCAAUGAUUGAAAAGCAAUUCCAAUCUGCUUAUACCCAUGCAAAAUUUAAUGAGGUGCAAGCUGAAUUUAGAGCAAAAAUUAAUUGUUCUGUAUCCCUUAGGGAUGUGGAAGGUAGCAUUUGUACUUAUGAUGUGUUGGAGGACAUAAUAGUUGAAGGACAACCAAAGGAAGCUAUUUUUGAGGUAGUAUUUCAUCGUGACAAUCAUGAUUUUAGCUGCAAAUGUUUAUUGUUUGAGUUUAGAGGUAUUAUGUGUAGACAUUCGCUCAUUGUAUUUGCACAAGAAAGGGUGAAACAAGUGCCGUCAAAGUAUAUCUUGCAAAGAUGGACCAAAAAUAUAAAACGGAGACAUUCAUGUACUAGGAGUAGUUAUGAUUUGAUACAAUUGAAGCCACAAAUGCAAAGGUAUGACAAUUUAUGCAAGGACUUUAAUGAGAUUGCAGAACUUGCUGCUGAGUUUGAGGGUGUUUCCCAUUUCCUCCAAAAUAGCUUGCAUGAUUUGAAAAGGAAGGUGCAAUCCAUGGCUCUAUCCACUCACCGGCCUUCUUCAUUCUUACAUAAAUAGGGAGAAGCAAAAGAAAGACCCAACAACCAGGUAAAGUCACUCUGCUGCCUUGGCUAUUCCUUUAAACUUGCUUCUAGGUGAAAAGGGAGAAGAGGGAUGGAAGGGAAAGUAAAGGGGAUUGAGGGAAAGAAUAAUAUUCAUCUUAGUUGUUUUCCUGAGUUCGAAUUUUUGCUUUUUGGUUGAUGUGGAUCACCACCUUAGACGGCAUAUGUAUAUUAUUGGUAUUCAAAUAUCAUGUGAAUAUAAUUUUAGAUGUCCAAAGACUUUCCCUCUUCUAAUCUUACUGCUAGUGUGCAACUGUAGAUUUUUGUAUAAUCUAGUCAAAUAAAAUGAUUUUCACUUUUGAACCA
This is a messenger RNA of Glycine soja, 2665 nucleotides long. RefSeq names its product protein FAR-RED IMPAIRED RESPONSE 1-like. Gene Ontology annotation, molecular function: zinc ion binding. Bases 288 to 2315 code for a protein of 675 amino acids. Gene Ontology annotation, biological process: regulation of DNA-templated transcription. NCBI's taxonomy places the organism in Eukaryota, Viridiplantae, Streptophyta, Magnoliopsida, Fabales, Fabaceae. The record is from RefSeq and is a predicted model, not a curated record. The transcript is spliced from 2 exons.